AUGAUGAGAGGGAGAUGGAUCGUGUUCUUGGGAUUGAUGGGAUUGAACUUAUUGGAAUAAACAACCGUAACCUCGAAACAUUUAAGGUUGACAUCAGCAAUACUAAAAAUCUUCUUCAAGGAGAACGUGGGAGAAUAAUCCGAGAAAGAGGCAUAAUUGUCGUUGGUGAGUCUGGACUUUUUACACCUGCUGAUAUUGCAUACGUGCAAGAAGCUGGCGUCAAAGCGAUAAAUGCUAUUCAUACUAGCUUUUGGAAGAUAUCU
This is a messenger RNA of Coffea eugenioides, 263 nucleotides long. Its product is annotated as indole-3-glycerol phosphate synthase, chloroplastic-like. Gene Ontology annotation, biological process: L-tryptophan biosynthetic process. The annotation marks the transcript as partial. The record is from RefSeq and is a predicted model, not a curated record. Gene Ontology annotation, molecular function: indole-3-glycerol-phosphate synthase activity; phosphoribosylanthranilate isomerase activity. NCBI's taxonomy places the organism in Eukaryota, Viridiplantae, Streptophyta, Magnoliopsida, Gentianales, Rubiaceae. The transcript is spliced from 4 exons.